AUGUCACCUACUUUCCCAACUACUUCACCACCUAAUUCCAUGAACAUUCUUACUUCUCACGAAUAUGAUAUCUUACUUAAUCCACCUUAUACGCUGAGCGUCUCCCUCGAUUCUCUUAUCAAACCUAAACGCGGCCGAAACAGAAACCAUUGUUCAAAGCCUCCUCGGCCGUCUAAUUCUUGGAUUCUUUUUCGUACGAAUUUUACGAGCAGAUUACGAUCUCAAUACCCUGAAAAUUCAUACAGUAUUGUAGACAUCUCUAGGAUGGCCGGUAAAGAUUGGGAAAGCCAGCCGACUACAGUCAAGCAGUACUUUUGCGCUUUGUCUAAAUUGGCUGACAAACGACAUAAAGAAACCUAUUCUGACUACACUUUCAGGCCAGAAAAAUCAAAGCGAAACAAAAGAAAGAAUUUGCUGUUUAAAGAAGUGGAUAAAGCUAAACUUAUACAAGAUGGAAACAACGCCACUAAGAUGACAAGAGACAACAUUCAGUUGGAUAACUCUGUUCAACUGAAUGCAGAUAAUGCAGUCGAACAAGGCUCUGUUCAACAAAAUGAAAACGAAAAUAAACACUUUCAACUGUCGCCGGACGAAUAUGUUUCAUUGAGUAGAUUUGUACAUGAGCAACCGAACGAAUUUGAAGAACUUUCAGUUUCGGAUGAAUAUACUCUAUUGGUCGAUUCUGUUCCUUUGACCAAUCACAUCGAAUACGAUCGACUGCAUGAGUAUACACACGUUGAAUUAUCGACUUUAUUGGGUACAUUUCUCCAUGAACACGGUCAAUUUGUUGCUUAUGGUCAAUACGCUCCAUCAAAUGAACUGGUUUCGCAUAUUGAUGAGCAGUACGACUCACUGAUCAAUGAAAGUCUGUUCACUAAUGGGUUUGGCAUACCGGGUAAUGAACGCUAUGACGUUCAACCCUCCCAUGACGUAAUUAGUGCCGCAACUGAUGUCAACCACAUGUUUUGUUCAAAUGAUAUGCUAAACCGCCCAUUGUGA
Molecule: messenger RNA, 999 nt
Organism: Paraglomus occultum
Lineage: Eukaryota; Fungi; Glomeromycota; Glomeromycetes; Paraglomerales; Paraglomeraceae
Source: the annotation of a GenBank genome assembly